AAAAAAAAAAAAAAAAACCUCCAUUUCACAUGUAUCGAAUAAAAAUAUGAUUUUUUUACCCAAAAAAAGAAUAAAAAUAUGAUCAGAUUAGGGGUAUAAAUAUAGUUGCAUUUUCAGAGAUCCGGAAAAUUGGAAACUCCUCUCUGGUAUAUAUUAGUGAUUCAUUAGACAAUUGUCUACAAAAGGAAACCAUUCUUCUUCCACUCCCAAGCUAGCUGCUCCAUUUCAAGCAAUUUAAAAUGGUAAAUUAUGGUGAUGAUCAGAAGCACAUAACCCGUGUUCUAUUUUGUGGUUCACAUUUUCCUUCUUCUCAAAAUUAUACAAGAGAGUAUUUGAAAGACUAUCCAUUUAUCCAGGUUGAUGAUGUUCCACUUGAAGAUGUACCUGAUGUCAUUGGAAACUACCAAAUCUGUGUAGUGAAAAGCAUGAAGCUUGAUUCAGUUAUUAUCUCUCGUGCAAAAAAUAUGAAGUUGUUAAUGCAGUUUGGUGUUGGUGUGGAAGGAAUUGAUAUUGAUGCUGCGACCAAAAGUGAAAUCAAAGUGGCUAGAAUUCCUAGUGAUGCAACAGGAAAUGCAGCUUCAUGUGCAGAAAUGGCUAUAUAUUUGAUACUAGGCCUUCUCCGAAAGCAAAAAGAGCUAAAAACUUCUGUAAAGCGGAGAAUGCUUGGAGAGCCAACUGGUGAAACACUGCUUGGAAAAACAGUUUUCAUUUUGGGAUUUGGAAAUAUUGGUAUAGAGUUGGCAAAGCGCUUGAGAGUUUUUGGUGUAAAAAUUAUUGGUACGAAAAGGAGCUGGACUUCCCAUAUCAAUGUUCAAAAUGGCGUUAAUGAAGAUUUGGUUGAUGAGAAAGGAGGUCUUGAAGAUAUUAACAAAUUUGCAAGCAAGGCAGACAUUGUUGUUUGUUGUUUAUCCUUAAACAAUGAAACUGUCGGCAUUGUCAACAGGUCAUUUAUAUCUUCAAUGAAAAAGGGUGGGCUAUUAGUAAAUAUAGCCAGAGGUGGUAUAUUGGAGUAUGAAUCUGUUUUUGAAUACCUGAAAUGUGGACACUUGGGAGGGUUGGGUAUAGAUGUUGCUUGGAGAGAGCCAUUUAAUCCUGAUGAUCCAAUUUUAAGCUUGAAAAAUGUUAUAAUCACCCCUCAUGUGGCUGGAGUUACAGAAUAUUCUUUUAGAUCCAUGUCCAAGGUAGUUGGUGAUGUUGCUAUUCAACUGCAUGAAGGAACUACUCUGACGGGUAUUGAGUUUGUAAAUUGAUGCUUAAAAUGCUAGUGCUAUCAUGUAUUUAUUUUAAUUUUUGUGAUAAGAUUGACUUGUAUAGAACAAAAGAGAGGCCAACCAUGGCCAUGAUGCUAUCAUGUAUUUGAAAUGUCUUCUAUGUGGUGAGAAUUAAUAUCCUUUUAAAUAUUUCAUAUUAUUAGA
Molecule: messenger RNA, 1415 nt
Organism: Ziziphus jujuba (common jujube)
Lineage: Eukaryota; Viridiplantae; Streptophyta; Magnoliopsida; Rosales; Rhamnaceae
Exons: 9
Coding region: 240-1250 (336 amino acids)
Molecular function (GO): phosphoglycerate dehydrogenase activity; NAD binding
Source: RefSeq, a predicted model, not a curated record